CUUGCAUCAGGUGUGUCACCAUCUCUGAUGAAAGAGGACCCUGGACACGUAUAAAUAGGUGUCCUGGGCUCUUGAAUCACUGUAACAGACCCCUCUCCUGCAAACUCACCUUGGAGACAAGGUUUCUGCAGGUACUUCAAGUGUCUGUCCAUGUCUGCAAGCACUACAUCCACCUCCCCACAGUCUCGGCAGUUUCCAGGAAACUGCAGCAUGGAGAAGGCCCUGGAAGCCAUUGUGAAUAUCUUCCACCAGUACAGUGUCCGGGAUAAUGAGCUCGACUUACUCAGCUUCAAGGACUUCAAGACAUUGCUGCAGGAGCAGGCAUCGAACUUCCUGCAAGUUUGUGACAGGAAUCGUCGCGACUACUUGUCUGAGCUUUUCAAAGAGACAGACAUAAACCAUGACAGCCAGAUUAGUUUUGAGGAGUACACCACCGUGUUGGCCAAGCUGGCUGACUAUGUCCAUCGCCUGAGCCAUGGCCAAGACCCCUGUAAGCCAGAGAAGGAUUGAAAUUUCCAUGCAUGUCCUGUGAAAACCUCAGCGGAGGUUGCUUAUAGGAAUUGGGCUCUGACUGCUUUCUGUCUGCUUGGAUCAUUCAUGCUUAAGGGACAAUAAAGCAUCACUUGAAGUUCACUGAGUCUUUAUUUC
Messenger RNA from Cuculus canorus (common cuckoo), 648 nucleotides. RefSeq names its product S100 calcium binding protein A7 (gene S100A7). The record is from RefSeq and is a predicted model, not a curated record. The transcript has 3 exons. Gene Ontology annotation, molecular function: transition metal ion binding; calcium ion binding. NCBI's taxonomy places the organism in Eukaryota, Metazoa, Chordata, Aves, Cuculiformes, Cuculidae. The coding region runs from base 151 to 510 and encodes 119 amino acids.